Molecule: messenger RNA, 1930 nt
Organism: Camellia sinensis
Lineage: Eukaryota; Viridiplantae; Streptophyta; Magnoliopsida; Ericales; Theaceae
Source: RefSeq, a predicted model, not a curated record
UCGUAUUAAAGUUUGGAUACAUGUUGCCGAUGCAGCUAGCUUAGUUCAACCUGGGAGCAUAAUUGACAGAGAGGCCAUGAAAAGAGGAACUUCUGUUUUCUUGCCCACUGCCACUUAUCCUAUGUUUCCUGAGAAACUUGCUAUGGACGGAAUGAGCUUGAAGCAAGGAAAGCUGUGCAAAGCUGUUACUGUGUCUGUUGUGUUGCAUUCUGAUGGCAGUAUUGCAGAAUACACAGUGGUUAAUUCUGUUAUUAAACCUACCUAUAUGCUCACAUAUGAGAGUGCAUCUGAGCUACUAUAUCUUAACUUAGAAGAGGAAGCUGAAUUGAGAAUUCUGUCUGAGGCUGCAGCUCUCCGGUUGCAAUGGCGUCGUCAACAGGGCGCAAUUGACACGACCACAAUAGAAACCCGAAUCAAGGUGAUUAAUCCAGAUAAUCCGGAGCCAUCGAUCAAUCUAUAUGUUGAAAACCAGGCCGAACCUGCGAUGCGACUUGUCACUGAGAUGAUGAUACUCUGCGGGGAAGCUGUAGCCACUUAUGGUUCUUCUAAUAGCAUUCCAUUACCCUUCAGAGGACAACCCCAAUCAAAUAUUGAUGUGUCUGCAUUCACCCAUCUGCCUGAAGGACCUGUCAGGAGCUCGGCUAUUGUUAAAAUAAUGCGUGCAGCUGAGAUGGAUUUCAGGAAUCCUAUACGCCAUGGAGUUUUGGGGCUUCCUGGUUAUGUUCAAUUUACAUCUCCCAUCCGGAGAUAUAUGGAUCUUCUUGCUCAUUAUCAGGUGAAGGCCUUUCUUAGAGGCGAUUCUCCACCGUUUUCAGCUGGCCAGCUUGAAGGGAUGGCCUCACUAAUCAACAUGAAUGUUAGAUUAGUAAGGAGGGUCUGCAACUGUAGUCUUCGGUAUUGGAUAAUAGAGUACUUGAGAAGGCAAACAAAAGGGACAAGAUUUCGUGCUUUGAUUCUUAGAUUCAUCAAAGAUAGGAUUGCAGCCUUAUUGUUAGUGGAGGGAUGUACCAGAUUGGUCCAACCAGUUGAAAGGAGACCAUUGGCAUUGAGAAACUAUCAUAGUCACGAAACUCUGAAACCAAUGUGUCAGAGGUUUCUCGAAACAUACAUUACCAGGCCAAACCAAACCAAACCAAACCAAACCAAAAAGCCUUGUGUCCCAAUCAAGUGGGGUCGGCUACAUACAAGUAGGAAUUCAAGCUUCUGCAUGUGUUUCUGUUGGAGUGCAGAUUGGUGAUGAAGUGGAAGUUCAGGUGGAAGAAGCUCAUCCACGUGAUGACGUUCUCUCUCUUAAGGAGGUUGUUCAAGCCUAAUAAAGAUAGAGCUAAACAUCAGACAAGAUACUUUUGACUCCAUGCUGCAAAGAUUUCUUCAACGAACCCUAAUCAGUUUCUCUUACAACCCGUUUGGAUUGGGUGAUCUGUAGAGAAAACAAAAGAAAAGGUACUCUCCUCUCGAAUUCUCUUUUUGGAUAGCUUAAUGGGAGAGAAAUGGGGAGAAAUUGAGAAAGAGUAUUAUCUGGACGCACACCUUUUGAAUCUCUCCAAAAUUGGAGAGAUUGGGAGAGAGAUGUAUGCAUAUUGUUUCAAAUUGCAAUUUUUGCGAACGUGAUUGGAAUGCUGAUAGUCCAAUUGGCAGUGAUUGUUCAUUCCUGAGAUGCGAUGUGGUUGUGUAGAUUUGAAAUCUUUCAUCUGACACGAGUGGAUGAGUCUUUGGGCCAUCUACUUUUUUUUUUUUUGUGGGUUUGGGGGCAUGUCAAACAUUUUUAUUUUAUUUUAUUUUGUAACAGGAAACACAAUUCAUUGGAUUCUCAUGUUUGUUGCCACUUGUAGAUGUAUUUGGCAUAGAAAAAAAAAUCCGUUUUCUGCCCUAAUUUGUAUGUUUGGAGUUAAUAAUGAUAUUCAUAUAUCUCACGAUUGUUUUGAACCUA